UACCCAUUCAAAAUAGUAUUAGAAAAAUAUAAGCUCCUAUUGUUGAUGUAACACAUAUGGAAAAGAAUCACCAAACUUCUGUAGUCUGUGAGACUGAUGAGAGAAAAUACAAAAAAGCAUUGCAAAGGGAGGAGACAUGAUGAUAUAUAUUCAGACCCACAAAAAAGAAUUUUUAUUCAAAUCAAGAAAGCAUCCUUCUUGAACUGCAAAGUUACCAAAACAGCCACCCACGCUACAGUAAUUAAAGAAAUAUCCCAUUUGAGCUUCCUCUUAAUCAGACCAUGUGGUUUCUUUAGUAAUACCCAGAUUUUUUAAAUCUUAAAGAAAAAUUUGUUUGGCCCUCAUCAUCAUUCCACUCUGUUUAACUCGCUUUUCUUAAAGCGGUUCCCUUGAUGCUUGACAUCGAAGCUCCCUUCAAUAAUCUGCGAAAGCUCAUAAAUUAGUGAGAGAAAGAGACUGGGCGUCUUAUAUUUCUCAGGUUUUCUUUGGUGAGUUUCAAUUUUAUUGUUGUUAUCGUAUGGUUUCAGGGAAUUUCUUGAAGAUGGGGGGCUGAAAAAUUCAGUCUUAAGCUUCCAUUGUGGUCUCGUGGAGCCUUAUUUUCAAGGAAUCUUGUUUUUUUUUUUUUUUUUUUUUUUUUUUUUUUUGUGUGUGAGCUUUUUUGACAUUAUAAGUAAAGUGCAGUUUGAGAAUUUGGUGGUUGUUUCAUUCUUCAAAAUAGGGGAUUAAAGAUUACAGUUUGCUGUAGUUUUUGUAGUUGUUUGAAGAGAGUUGUUUGAUUUUUGUUUCUGCAAUUAGAAAAUUCUGUUGGCCCUUUUGCUUAUUUCUUGGCCAUUGUUAUUGGCAAUGGAGAUAUUAUUGUGAGAGGCAAUAAAGUUUGGAUUUUCGAUUUAGGGCUUUUUCUUGUUGUUCAUUGUUUGCUGGAUAUAGUAAAAGAGAUCCGUUAGCUUGGUGGUGAAGCGUUUCUUUCACUGUAAAUUCGAUGUUUAAUACUGAUUUUGCUCAAUAAUUGGUGGUUGAAUCUUGUUGAGUAUGGCUGAAAUUAGGCUUCCUAGGUUAGAGCAGGGCCAAGCCAAAAUCAAGAGUGUUCCAAUUGCUGUAACCCCAGAGGGAUUUUGGUGUUGCCCUUCACCCACUGUGUUUCAAAAGACAGUAAGGACUCAAAAUCCAUUAAACAAGCCCAAACCAUCUCACCCCAACCAAACAGCUCCUUCUCAGAAGAGGCAAACCUCGGUGAAUGAGAAGAAGGCGAGUUGUGUGGCGUCUGGGGCCAAUGUUAUUAGUGAUGUGCAAAGGACUCAGGGUUCUGAUACACCUGCGCCAAAUGCCUCACUGACAAACGAGAAGGCGCCUCGUUCUAGGCCUGAAAAUGCACCAAGGAAAGUGACAAUCGAGUUUGGUGAGCCUGGAACGAGUGAUCUCAAGGUGAUUUUGUUUGGGAAGCAGGGAGUAGCCGUGAAGUUGAGUGUUCACAGGAGUGUACUUGUGGAACAUAGCAGUUUCUUUGCCAGCAAAGUAUCGGGGCAGCAGCUCGUUUUCCCUUGUCUUGAGAUUGACAACUGUGAGGAUGCUGAGAUAUAUGUGGAAACUAUUGGGCUCAUGUACUGCAGAGACCUCAAGCAACGGUUAAUCAAGCAGAGUGUUUCACGUGUUUUACGUAUUCUCAAGGUCAGCGAACAGAUUGGUUACACGACUUGCAUCCAAUAUUGUUUAGAGUACUUGGAAGCCGUCCCUUGGGUGGGACAAGAGGAGGAAGAGAAAGUGGUUUCUUUAGUCUCCCGUCUUGAAGGUGAGGGCAUCGGGGUGAAGCCAGUACUGAAACGAGUGUCUCCCGAAAUCCCAACACCACCUAACGACACCCUUUCUCACAUAUUGGAGUUGGUGCUAAAAAGCAGAGAAGAAAAGGGUAGGCGAGAAAUGAAGUCCGUUGUGCUGAAGCUCCUCAAGGAAAACAACAGUCUCGCUGGCUCCUCCUCAGGACCGUCCGACUUGUGCAAUGAGACUCUCUACAGCUCGUGCAGAAGCUCCCUAGAUUGCUUACUCGCUCUAUUCAAACAAGCUGCAGAACCUGAUUUCCCCGACAGGGCUGUGGAUAGGCGGGAGCCAGUGGUGAGGUCGAUCUCUCUAGAGGCCGACAACAUGUUGUGGUUGCUCGAUAUCUUAGCUGACAGACAAGCAGCGGACGGGUUUGCCAUAACGUGGGUGAAUGAGCAAGAACUGGCUUCGCUUCACACGAGACUUCCAAUAGUGUGUCGCCACCACGUUAGCAUGAUCAGUGCAAGGCUCUUUGUUGGGAUAGGGAGAGGGGAGCUCCUUCCAUCCAAGGAUACACGCCAUUUGCUGCUGAAAACGUGGUUGCAGCCGUUGAUCAACGACUACAGCUGGUUGCAACACGGAUGCAGGUCGUUCGACAGGAAACUUGUGGAGGAAGGAGUAGGCAGGACGAUCCUCACGCUCCCGUUGGAGGAUCAGCAGAGCAUCUUGCUUUCUUGGUUGGGAAGUUUCCUCAAGGGUGGCGAUAGCUGCCCGAAUCUUCAACGAGCGUUCGAGGUGUGGUGGAGGCGGACGUUCAUCAGACCUUACGGAAAUAUCGGGCAGCCGGAUAAUCGGGCUCCGGACGAGGAGCAAUAGAGAAUUUACAUACAAGUUGUUGUAUUGAUGGUGAGGUUAAUGAAGUUGAUUGAGGUCUAACAAGAAGGCUGUAUUGCUGGGUUUCCAUCAAUGUAAUUAUUGUAAGCUUCAUUGCUUUCAAGGUGAAGUCAUAAGAUUAAGAAAUAUGAACUUUUUACGCUGGCUUUUGCCUCAUAGUUUAUUAAGCAGUGUUUUUUUUAAUUGUAGAAUCACGUGCUGUAAUUCGUCGUAUGAAUGAAGUCCAAUGCUGCAGAUAUUAAUGUUGACGAAA
Messenger RNA from Salvia miltiorrhiza (redroot sage), 2899 nucleotides. Its product is annotated as BTB/POZ domain-containing protein At3g50780. Lineage: Eukaryota; Viridiplantae; Streptophyta; Magnoliopsida; Lamiales; Lamiaceae. The record is from RefSeq and is a predicted model, not a curated record. The transcript is spliced from 2 exons. The coding region runs from base 1030 to 2628 and encodes 532 amino acids.